Molecule: messenger RNA, 2166 nt
Organism: Abrus precatorius (Indian licorice)
Lineage: Eukaryota; Viridiplantae; Streptophyta; Magnoliopsida; Fabales; Fabaceae
Product: subtilisin-like protease SBT4.3
Exons: 1
Coding region: 73-2166 (697 amino acids)
Biological process (GO): proteolysis
Molecular function (GO): serine-type endopeptidase activity
Source: RefSeq, a predicted model, not a curated record
UUCAUCCUUGCAUGCAUAUUAUCUCUAUCAUGUGACGCUGUUGAUGAAAUUCCAAAACUUCAUAUUGUAUAUAUGGGCUCGCUCCCUAAGAGUCCAUACUCUCCAACCUCUCAUCAUAUAAAUAUGCUUCAGCAAGUUGUUGAUGAUGAAAUCAAAGCAACAAAUUCCAUAAUCCAUAGUUACAAGAGAAGUUUCAAUGGAUUUGCUGCAAUGCUAACUGAUCAACAAAGGGAAAAACUAAGUCAAAUGGAAGGUGUGGUCUCAGUUUUCCCAAGCAGAACUCUUCAACUCCACACAACAAGGUCUUGGGACUUCAUUGGAAUUCCUCAAUCAACCAAACAAAGCCAAAUAGCUGAGAGUGAUUCAGUUAUUGGUGUGCUUGACACUGGAAUCUGGCCAGAAUCAGAGAGUUUUAGUGAUAAAGGUUUUGGUCCCAUUCCCAAGAAAUGGAAAGGGACUUGUGCUGGUGGCAAGAACUUCACUUGCAACAAGAAGAUCAUUGGAGCAAGGUUUUAUAUAGAUGAUUCUGCAAGAGACACAUAUGGCCAUGGAACCCACACAGCAUCAACAGCAGCCGGAAACAAUGUUCACAAUGUGAGCCUUUAUGGAAUUGCACAAGGCAUUGCAAGAGGGGGUGUUCCAUUGGCAAGAGUUGCUGCAUAUAAAGUAUGUAAUGAGAUCGGUUGUCGAGUUGCUGAUGUCUUGGCAGCUUUUGAUGAUGCUAUAGCUGAUGGUGUUGACAUCAUUUCCAUUUCAAUAGGAGGGUUUUUUGCACUUAAUUUUGAUGUAGAUGGUAUUGCAAUUGGUUCCUUUCAUGCCAUGGCAAAAGGGGUACUCACUGUGCAUUCUGCAGGCAAUAAAGGCCCUAAUAUUGGAGGCAUUCAAAGUGUAGCACCAUGGAUACUAUCUGUUGGAGCAAGCACCAUCGAUCGCCAAUUCAUUAGCAAGGUAAUUCUUGGAAAUGGGAAAACGCUAACAGGAAAAUCCAUUAAUACUGUGAUGUCAAAUGGAACAAAAUCACCAAUUGCUAAACAAAAUGGUGGUUCAAAAAAGUGUGAAAAAUUAACAGCUUAUGACUGUAAUUGUUUAGAUAGUGAUUUGGUGAAAGGAAAAGUAGUUCUAUGCGGCAAUAACACUAACGGAGCCUUUGUAGCUUAUGCUAAAGGGGCAUUUGGUGCAAUCAUUAAGUUGUCUAGUGAAAAUGAUAUAGUCUUUGUUACUCCAGUACCUUCUGUAGGAUUGAAUUCCCAUGAUUAUGCUCUUGUGAAGUCCUACAAAAGUUCAACAAGAGAUCCAAAACUUGAAAUACUAAAGGGUGAGACAAUUGUAGACCACACUGCCCCUAUUAUGGCUGAUUUUUCUUCUCGUGGACCAAAUGCCAUAGUUCCUGAAAUCCUUAAGCCUGAUGUCACGGCCCCAGGAGUUGAAAUAUUGGCUGCAUACUCACCAAUUGCUUCAGCUUCAUACUCAAGUAUAGGUACUCUCAAGGACAAUAGAUCUGUGCAAUAUAACAUACUAUCUGGAACAUCUAUGUCAUGUCCUCAUGUUGCUGGAAUAGCUGCAUAUUUGAAAACAUUUCACUUGGAUUGGUCACCAGCAGCUAUCAAAUCAGCAAUUAUGACUUCAGCACAACCCUUGAAUGGUACUAAGGAUCAUGUUGGUGAAUUUGCUUACGGUUCAGGACAUGUCAAUCCUAUUCAAGCUGUUAAUCCAGGACUUGUUUAUGACAUUGGUAAGGAGGAUUAUAUACUAAUGUUAUGCAACUUGGGUUAUAUCAGUAAAAGAAUAAAAGCUAUUUCUGGUGAAAAUUUCGCUUGCCCUGGUGCCCCUGAUGCAUCCUUGGUAAGAAAUCUGAAUUAUCCUGCACUUGGAGUGAAAGUUAAGCCUUUGGAACCUUUCAAUGUUAGACUUACUAGAACAGUCACAAAUGUUGGGUUACCUAACUCAAUUUACAAGGCAAUUAUCAUACAAAAACCACAAAUUAACAUCACAGUGGCACCAGAGAUUCUGUCUUUCAAAUCAUUGAAUGAGAAGCAGACAUUUGUUGUUACAAUCACUGGUAAGAUACCAAAUCAAACUGUGAUCACCUCAUCAUUGGUAUGGUCUGAUGGUACCCACAAUGUGCGAAGUCCAAUUGUUGUAAGUGAUUAUCCUAGAAAACAAUAA